AUGACAACUCCCGCCAGCUUGAAAGAAUCCCAAGCAAAUUUGACAAAAGAAAGAAGGGACUGUAUACAAGUCUGUCCGGUGGCCGCCGAUCGUACAGAUUCCUCUCAUGAUGAUCCCCCUGAUGGAGGUUAUGGGUGGGUUUGCGCCGUGGCUGCUGCCGUCGUCAACGCACACUCUUGGGGCUUCAAUUCCGCAUAUGCUGUUUUCUUAGCAUAUUACCUCAAAAAUAAUAUAUUUCCCGGUGCAUCAAGGCUGGAGUAUGCCUUCGUGGGCUCAUUGAGCCUCACUACAAUGUUUCUCCUCUCGCCCGUCGCGACAAUGUCCACCCGAAGAUAUGGUAUUCGGAAAACCAUGUUCGUUGGAGUGAUACUCGAAUCUGCAAGUCUCAUAUCCGCCAGUUUCGCAUCGCAAAUCUGGCAUCUUUUCCUCACCCAAGGACUUCUUUUCGGCAUGGGGAUGGGCAUGCUAUUCAUUCCUGUCGCUUCUGUGGUCCCACAGUGGUUUACAUCCAAACGAUCACUAGCUAGUGGCGUCUCUCUGUCUGGUGCAGGUCUAGGAGGCUUCGUCUACUCUCUAGUCACUGAAGCAAUGAUUCGAAAUAUUGGGCUCAGCUGGGCAUUCAGAGUCCUCGGGCUUCUCGCCUUCACUGUCAACACUACUUGUGUGCUCUUGAUAAGAGAUCGAAACAAGACAGUCAAAGUUGGCAAUGUCGCUAUAGAUUUUGCUCUCUUCAAUUCUACCCAGUUCGACCUUUUGCUUGGUUUCAGCUUCUUCACUAUACUUGGCUAUUUUAUCCUGAUCUACAGUCUUGCCAACUACGGUGAAGAAAUCGGCCUCUCAUCAUCACAAGCCUCACUAGUGAGUGGCAUUUUCAAUCUCGGUCAGGCUGUCGGCCGACCUAUCAUUGGUUACUUUAGUGAUACGGUUGGCCGAGUCAAUAUUGCCGGUUUUACAACCUUUCUCGCUGGAGUGAUUUGUCUUGCAGUUUGGGUUAAUGCAGAAAGUUAUGGCCUCCUGAUAUUUUUCGCAAUUUUCGAAGGAUUGUUUGCUGGCAACAUUUGGGCAACAAUAGCACCUUUAGUUGCAGAGGUUGUUGGCCUGGACAGAGUGUCUCGUGGGAUGAAUAUUGUUUGGCUAUGUAUUCUUAACCCAGCAACAUUCUCUGAGCCAAUUGCACUGGAGUUGACCACUGCCACUGGGAAGUAUCUAGGUGCACAGCUGUUUGCUGGAUUCAUGUACAUCACCGCCUCGGCUUUCUUGGCUAUACUUUGGUUCCAGAGACGGUCAUAG
This is a messenger RNA of Penicillium longicatenatum, 1290 nucleotides long. Its product is annotated as MCT family MFS transporter. The transcript has a single exon. Bases 1 to 1290 code for a protein of 429 amino acids. Gene Ontology annotation, biological process: transmembrane transport. The record is from RefSeq and is a predicted model, not a curated record. Gene Ontology annotation, molecular function: transmembrane transporter activity. Lineage: Eukaryota; Fungi; Ascomycota; Eurotiomycetes; Eurotiales; Aspergillaceae.